Messenger RNA from Cottoperca gobio, 1749 nucleotides. RefSeq names its product platelet-derived growth factor alpha polypeptide a (gene pdgfaa). Gene Ontology annotation, cellular component: membrane. The transcript is spliced from 6 exons. The record is from RefSeq and is a predicted model, not a curated record. Gene Ontology annotation, molecular function: platelet-derived growth factor receptor binding; growth factor activity. Gene Ontology annotation, biological process: positive regulation of cell migration; positive regulation of phosphatidylinositol 3-kinase/protein kinase B signal transduction; positive regulation of cell population proliferation. The coding region runs from base 461 to 1048 and encodes 195 amino acids. Lineage: Eukaryota; Metazoa; Chordata; Actinopteri; Perciformes; Bovichtidae.
CAGACUGCUGUGAGGCUCAGAGGACUCUUCCGUUUGACUUUGCUCACAUCCAGAACUGCUUGUUUCUGGAACAUGUCAACGAUCGUAAAGUGAUGCUCCGCCGCUGCAGGACGCACACGGUUAACGGAUUGAUGGAUGAUCUAAAUGAUGGAUAUUGUUGGAUGUGUGAUUUCUUCUGGACAUCACCUUGACCUCCAUUAGGUUUGAUAGUUUGAUGCGCGUCCCCCUGCAACUCGGACUGAAGCUUUCUCACCUGCUGUGAACCCGCUCGGCUCUUUAGCAUUUCAUUCGGGAGUUUAAACAUCAUUUCAAGUUUUUCGUCGCCCUUUCAUUGAGGUGGUGGUGGUGGCCAGUUCUCCCGAGGGAUGUUUGCGGGCUCCCGGGAUCAGGGAGCGACAGCCCGGCUCCUGCAGUGGACCUUCGCCUCGUCCUGGUGCCUCUGCAGCGGAUCCGAGAGGAGAUGAGAGCUGCGGUGUUGCACCUCCUCGCCGGCUGCCUCUGCCUAUUACGCACCGCUGCUGAGGAGUCUCCUCUCCCCCGGGAGCUGCUGGAGCGACUCUCCCGCAGCGAGAUCCGCAGCAUCAGUGACCUCCAGCGGCUGCUCGAGAUACACUCCGUAGAUAACGAGGUGAUCGAGGAGACUAAACACAGCUACAGCAAGGACUUCUCCCACAGCGUACACAGACACACACACACCAGACGCAGGAGGAGCACUGUGGUGGAAGAGGCGCUGCCGGCCGUGUGUAAGGUGCGGACAGCCAUCUAUGAGAUCCCCAGGAGUCAGGUGGAUCCCACCUCGGCCAACUUCCUCAUCUGGCCGCCCUGCGUGGAGGUGAAGCGCUGCACCGGCUGCUGCAACACCAGCAACAUGAGAUGCCAGGCGGCCCGAAAGCACCACCGCACGGUCAAGGUGGCGAAGGUGGAGUACGUGCGGCGGCGGCCGAAGCUGAGGGAGGUGCAGGUGAGGCUGGAGGAUCACCUGGAGUGUAUGUGCACCAACAAACGCCACAUCAGCCCACACUCAGACACAGACAACGGCAUCAGGUGAAGAGAGACGGAGCUGAACCUCCAUCACCUCCAUCACCUCCACCUCCAUCCUCCUGCCAGCGACAGGAGGAUGUUCUGAGCUGUGGGAGGUUUGACGGACGAUAACUGAUUCUUUACUCUGAGAGACACAAACUGAUGGUUUCCUUGCUGUGAUUCCUCGACGGAGAAAAGCAGCCAUUGGAUGCAGAAACGCUGGCGUCAGUGAGGUGGAUUCUGGGAUGUCGAAGGACUUACUGUCUGCGCCUCCUCGUCCAGAGAAUAACCCGCUCAGAGACUCGGAUUAUAAAGCCUUGGAUACAGUGACGACUGGGAUUAGGUUUUCUUUUUUUACUCCAAGAUUUACUCUUCAUCAGCACACACACACACACACACACACACACACACACACACACACACACACACACACACACAAACGUAUAUCCUCUUACUUUUAUAACCUCUCAUUUUCUAUUGCUGUCUGUUUGUAUUUGAUCUGCAGGAGAGAAACUGACACUAAUAAACUAUUUAUAUGGAAACUAAGUGAGCGUGGUGAUCAGGAAACAGCUUCUAGAGAAACAACAUGUUUCAGAGUGAACACUUUAUCUGAGUGUGUGUGUGUGUGUGCGUGUGUGUGAGAGAGAGAGAGAGAGAGAUUAUCUGGAGGAUCAUAAUACUGAAGAUAAAACCCUGUGAAUGUGUAACUGAGAGAAACACGCAUCCGAC